This is a messenger RNA of Aaosphaeria arxii CBS 175.79, 1078 nucleotides long. Its product is annotated as ATPase, V1/A1 complex, subunit E. Gene Ontology annotation, molecular function: proton-transporting ATPase activity, rotational mechanism. NCBI's taxonomy places the organism in Eukaryota, Fungi, Ascomycota, Dothideomycetes, Pleosporales. The record is from RefSeq and is a predicted model, not a curated record. The transcript is spliced from 3 exons. Gene Ontology annotation, biological process: proton transmembrane transport. Bases 110 to 802 code for a protein of 230 amino acids. Gene Ontology annotation, cellular component: proton-transporting two-sector ATPase complex, catalytic domain.
CUCAACCACCACCACCACUACCUCGACUCCCUCUCAGUGACCACCACUGCAACCGAGCAGUACAUCUACAUCUUCUUCCGCUUGCUGGUCCGAUCGCAAACCUGCAAACAUGUCGCAAGUCCACGCCAUGUCCGACGACCAGGUCGCCGGCGAGCUCAAGAAGAUGACUGCCUUCAUCAGGCAAGAGGCUCUUGAGAAGGCAAAUGAGAUAAGGCUUAAGGCCGAUGAGGAGUUCGCAAUUGAGAAAUCGAAGCUCGUCCGCCAAGAAACUUCCGCCAUCGACACCUCGUAUGAGAAGAAGUUCAAGCAGGCCAGCAUGUCCCAGCAGAUCACACGCUCCACCGUUGCCAACAAGACACGAUUACGGAUCCUUUCCUCCCGCCAGGAGCUACUGGAUCAAUUGUUCGAAGAUGCCGGCAAGAAAGUGAAGGAUGUUUCAAAGGACAAGAGCAAAUACCAGGGCAUCCUGAAAAACUUGAUACUCGAAGGUGCAUACGCAUUGAACGAAGACAAAAUCCAGGUCAAGGCGAGGAAGGGCGACUAUGAUGUGGUCAAGAAGGCCAUUGAAGAAGCGCAGACGGAAUAUAAGAAGAAGGCCGGCAAGGCAACUGCCAUUACCAUCGAUGAGAGUGAUCCUUUGCCCGCAGAGUCAGCUGGAGGCGUAUUCGUUGUCGGUACCGGCGGCAGGAUCGAUAUUAAUAACACCUUUGAGGAACGCCUAAGACUUCUUGAGACCGACGCAUUGCCCUCGAUUCGGGUGACUCUCUUUGGCGAGAACCAAAACCGAAGGUUCCACGAUUGAGCGACCAGCAUAGACGGUCAAUCAAUACGGCACGACGAGGAAUUGCUAGGUGUGAAGGAGAGGUCGCUAACAUAGUUCGUCCGAAAACCCCCUACCACCUCCAAUAUUUCAUUCGACUCUCAGACUUGGGAAGAUCACACAUCCCAAGUAGUCUCCUACGCCUCUUGGAGCAUGUAGUAUACCUGGAGGAUUUAGCGGGUCUUGGACUUGUGCAUUUGAAAUCAUAACAACCACCUUUUUUCUCGAAAUAUUCCAUCCUUUAUCUUGCAGGUCGCC